UACGAAUGAACAACGUUGUACUGAGAUCUGGAAUAUUUGCACAUUGUAGAAAGAAAUGCAGAGUCCACACAUGCACUUCAUCUUGAUAACUUUCAUCAUCCUGAUAUUCUACUUAUAAGUUAAUGCCCUUUGAGGCUUUUAUUUCAGAAGUAAAAAUGGCUUCUUCCAAAGUUAGUGUAUUUCAAAUUCUGAUAAUCUUAUGUGCCAUGCUAUAUCUCCUUCAAGCUCAAGCAGCUCAUUCGUUUGGCAAGACAUUACCCGAUAUUGGUAUGAUAAAGAUUUGUAACAUCAGUAAGAUAUAUCAAUUUGGAGGCUCCAAAGCAGACACUGGAAAUCGUAGGAUUGAAGAUGCAUUAGACCAGUGCAAUUUGCCUCCUUAUGGCCAGAGCUUUUUUGGAAAGCCUACUGGCCGUUGUUCGGAUGGACUACUUAUGAUUGAUUACAUUGCUUCAGCAAUAGGUAUCCCCUUUCUUAAUCCGUAUCUGGAUUCCAAGGCAAACUUUCGCCAUGGUGCAAACUUUGCUGUCGGUGGUUCUACAUCGCUUCCAGUAAAGGAAAAUGCUAACGUUUCUGGUACCAGGAGUUCUCUUAAUGUACAAAUCAAUUGGAUGUCUAAAUUUUUUGUUUCAAACUGCAGCUCAAAUACUUAUUGCAGCCCUUGGAGACAUGUAAAAUCUUUAUUUGUAGUUGGAGAAGCAGGAACUAAUGAUUAUACUAAUGCGUUAUUUCAAGGAAAAACUGUAAAAGAGAUAAAAAGCAAACUGAUGCCUCAAGUUGUUCGAGCCAUUAUGCGUGCAGUAAGAAAUGUUAUUAGCGCUGGAGCUGAGCGAAUAAUUGUUCCCGGACAAUAUCCACUAGGCUGUUUUCCUAUAUAUUUGACAGCGUUCCCAAGUAACAGCUCAACAGCUUAUGAUAAACAUAAAUGUUUAACAUCUUUGAACGAUCUUGCUGAAGCUCACAACAACUAUCUACAGCACGCUAUAAGCACAUUGCAAACACGAAAGCCCCACACCAAGAUUGUGUAUGGUGAUUACUACAACGCCUUUGAAUGGCUUCUAAAUAAUGCACCACAUAUAGGACUUGAUGCAGAAUCUACUUUAAAAGCCUGUUGUGGAACAGGUGGUAAAUAUAAUCUGAACUCAAACCAACGGUGUGGGAUCUCAAGUGUUCCAGUCUGUCCAGAUCCUGAUCGACAUAUUAGUUGGGAUGGAGUUCAUUUGACACAGAAGGCCAACAACCUUAUUGCCACGUGGGUUGUAGCAAAGUUUCUCUUAAUGAUUGAUUGUAAAAAAUAGUGAAACCCCCCCC
Messenger RNA from Daucus carota subsp. sativus, 1308 nucleotides. RefSeq names its product acetylajmalan esterase. The record is from RefSeq and is a predicted model, not a curated record. The transcript has 5 exons. The coding region runs from base 123 to 1295 and encodes 390 amino acids. NCBI's taxonomy places the organism in Eukaryota, Viridiplantae, Streptophyta, Magnoliopsida, Apiales, Apiaceae. Gene Ontology annotation, molecular function: hydrolase activity, acting on ester bonds.